This is a messenger RNA of Aegilops tauschii subsp. strangulata, 699 nucleotides long. Lineage: Eukaryota; Viridiplantae; Streptophyta; Magnoliopsida; Poales; Poaceae. The record is from RefSeq and is a predicted model, not a curated record.
AUGCCGCCGCCCGACGCCGUUCGUCGCCGCCCGGAGCACGACCUCGCCGGACGCCAUCGCCGGCCUGCUUCCUCUAUGCGCGACGUCCCCGACCUCCACCUUGCCCCCCGUUGCCCGAAUCCCUACCGGCCCCGUGAGCUUCCCCCUCACUACUCUCUGCUGCCGUGUCGCGCGCACGCUCCGCCGUGGCCGUGCCCAUUCCCCUUCCCCCCCGCCGCGGUGUACGCCGCUGCUGCUCCGCGGCCGUGCGCCGUCUGCCGCGGCAGCCUCUCCGCUACCCGCCCGCACCUGCUCACCCGCCUGCGCGCUUCGCCGUGCUCGCCCACCGUCCCGUGCGCGCCGUCCAGAGCAUCACCACGGCCACCACACCGCACCGCCUCGCCCUCCGCUCGCCCGCCCGCUGCCGUGCUUCGGCACCCCGGAGCCCCUCUGCCCCCCUUAAUACAUCGGCAUGCGCCGCGCACGCGCUCGACGCGUCGGGCUAGCGCCCCGGUCGCCUGCCUCCUUGCCCUGCUGUCCGCGCACGCCUGCCUCCGCCCCCACCAUCGCGUCCGCCUGCUGUGGCCUCCCCUGCCUCCUAAAGCUGCUCAUCGGCCGGCGUUCUUCGCCGCCCCCAACAGCUCCGCCUUCCCCCACUUCGCCCCUGGCGCUUGCGCCGUCGCCCCGCCGGCGUCUCGCUGCGCCGUGCCCCGCGGCUAG